AUUAACGCGAAGAAGCCGGUGACAACGAAGAAGUAGUUAAAGAGAAAGAGAAAAACAACAAUUAGCAAAAGCUGCACAGUAGCUUUUACCGUUUCAGUCUUCCAACCGUCGAAGAUUAUCGAGAAAUAUGGACCAGUAUGGCGAAAAUGACAUAAUACAACAAUUACUUGGAAUGAAUUUAGUACCAAGAAAAAAUGCCACUCAUCGAUACAACGACACAUCUCUCGCUGAUUUCUCCGAAAUGUGGUAUGGAGUUUUUCUCUGGGCAGCAGUCUCCUCUCUGAUCUUCCACCUGCCUGCAUCUCUGCUAUCAUUUGUUGCACUUCGACAGCACAAAAUGGCCCGAUUGAUGCCCAUUGCCAUCCUCCUAAUGGGCAUCCUUGGUCCUGUGGGUGGAGGAGUCCUCACAAGUGCUGCCAUCGCGGGUGUUUACAAGGCAGCGGGAAAGAGGAUGAUCUCUCUGGAGGCUUUAGUUUUUGGUGUGGGACAGUCCUUUUUGAUUGUUAUUAUAUCCUUCCUUCGAGUUCUCGCCACCCUUUAGCAAGCACUGAGAAGGCUGGCCUGGCCUUAUUACUUGUUGGAAUUUGCUGUGGAUUGGACAAAUUGAGACGUGCUUGGCCUUGGACGUGUCUUCAUUACCUGCUGACCGAGGAGGCCGAGAAUGGAUUCCUCUUGGCUAAAACGAGGAAAAGCAAAUUCAAGUUAAAGUCCGACUACUUGUCAGUCAUUGUACAGGACGACGUCCACUGACGAGGAAUGUGUUUGGUUUUACAAAAUGGCAAUAACAUGUUUACGCAUCAAAGAGAACUUUUUCAAGAUCAUUUUAGAUUUUUAAAUGUGAAUUCUAGAGUGAUUUGAAGUCUAUUUUCAACAGACUUGUUUAUAAUACACCCGUGUAUCAACGGAUCAGUCAGUGAACAUGUUGUGUCUCCCUCCUGGCGUGAACUAUGCAAGUCAGAAUGUCGAUUUACGAUUUGCAAAGGAAAGAAAGAACUACUCACUGAAACUUCUUUUAUGCACGUUUUCUACAAGCUAACGGCUAACUUCAUUGCAUGAAGAGACGCGCCGUUAUGCAAAAACGGGGACAUUAUGCUUCUCUUUGGGUAAUCUUGAUUUUAUAAGUUAACGUCCCAAUGAUCGUGAGCAGCAGCGGAGCCUCAUUUCAACCCCUUACACUGAGUGCCAAACAGGGAAGAAAUGGGUACUAUUUUUAGUCUCUGGUAUGACCCGGUCGGGGUUCGAACCCAGAACCUCCCAGGCUCAGGGUAGAGACUCUACCACUAGUCCACUGAGCUGGUAAACACUGUGGUAUAGUGGUAUAACACUUAUAGUAGUUUUUAAAUAACGUGUAUGCAUAUAUACGCCUAAGUAUUGUUAUCCAAUAUAUCUAUUGCAAUUAGAUUGCUGGUUUGAGAUUUACUUGUAAUAUUAUUUUAAUAAACAUGCUAAAACUUG
Molecule: messenger RNA, 1455 nt
Organism: Syngnathus typhle (broad-nosed pipefish)
Lineage: Eukaryota; Metazoa; Chordata; Actinopteri; Syngnathiformes; Syngnathidae
Gene: tmem170a
Product: transmembrane protein 170A
Exons: 3
Coding region: 128-541 (137 amino acids)
Biological process (GO): endoplasmic reticulum tubular network organization
Cellular component (GO): endoplasmic reticulum membrane
Source: RefSeq, a predicted model, not a curated record